Messenger RNA from Saccostrea cuccullata (small rock oyster), 1275 nucleotides. Its product is annotated as cell division cycle-associated protein 7-like. NCBI's taxonomy places the organism in Eukaryota, Metazoa, Mollusca, Bivalvia, Ostreida, Ostreidae. Gene Ontology annotation, cellular component: nucleus. The record is from RefSeq and is a predicted model, not a curated record. The coding region runs from base 103 to 921 and encodes 272 amino acids. Gene Ontology annotation, biological process: regulation of DNA-templated transcription. The transcript is spliced from 10 exons.
AGCGCCCUCUGCUGGUGGCGGGAAAAUCUAAAGAAGCACAUGUUCUAGCGUACCGGUGUUUGUAGUUGUCAGUAGUGAAUAGUAGAGGCAGAAUCAAUUACCAUGAUUAACUAUGAAGAACUUCGAGCCAAAAAUUUGGCAGACAACAAAGUCAUUUUGGAGAAGUUGAUGGCAGAUGUAAAAUGGCUUCCAGAGACAAAGAAAAUUGUCCCAAGAGACAAGGUUAUUAAGGCACCACGAAAACCCAGAAAGUCAGAACCACUUGGUCCAAUUAGACGCAAUCCCUCCAGAAAAGCUCGUAUCAGUGGAAAAUCCACUCAUUCAGAUAAACGACGCCAUAGUGAUCCUGUCCUAGACUCUGAUACUUCUCCAACUAAUAAGCUACAAGUUCGCUUUGGAUUUUUUAACAAGUCCUCAUUGACAAGUGUAAAACAUGAUGGUAGUGAGGAUGAAGAAGAGAAUGAGGACAUUGAGGAGGAAUGUGUUGAAAAACUGCCAAAGUCCAACCAUACCAAGAGCUUUCAGAUUGACACCAGGACUGCUGAUGAAAUAACAGAGGAUGAUCUGGCUCUCGUUGCUGUCUUUGUCAGUGAGAAACGUUACGACAGCUUUUAUGGAACUUCAUGUCACCAGUGCAGACAGAAAACAGCAGACAUGAAAACUAUCUGUAGGUCAGGGACCUGUUUUGGUGUCAGAGGUCAAUUUUGUGGUCCUUGCCUAAGAAAUAGGUAUGGAGAAGAUGCAAAGGAAGCUCUGAAGAAUGAGAAUUGGGCAUGUCCUCCAUGCAGAGGAAUAUGUAAUUGUAGUUUCUGUCGUAAGAAGCAGGGAAAGUCCUGCACCGGCAUCAUGAUUCAUCUGGCAAGACAAAGUGGAUUUGAGAGUGUCAAGGAUUACCUUCAGAAUUUUUCUAAGAAGAUAUGAAGAACAAAAUGUUGUGUUACAAAUUGACAAGUUUAUCAAUACUUUAUUGGCAGCACCAGAAGUUAAGUUUUAUAAAUGUUUUAUUGCAGUUCUUGUAUUGUUGCAUGUUGUGUUUGUUUGAUCAUUGGCAGUUAUACAGAAACUUUUUUUUACCUAGAUGAGAUGUAUAUAUGCAUGUAAAGGAUUUUAAAAGAAUAUCUUUAGUGCUAAGUUGUACUACUUGUAUUACCCUGUGCAAAUGAAUCAUGAUCCUCUUAUAUUGUUUUAGUCAUUACUUUAAAUUUUUAUAUCCUAAAAUGAAUAAUGUAUUAAAAUGAUUCAGAUUAAUGUGAUUAAAUAAUUUUAGAACUUGAA